UGGUUCAGGUUCAGUUUUGUUUUGUUUUCAUUUCACUUCAGUUCAGUGUUCAGUGUUAUUGUGUGUGUGUUUGUGUUAGUGUUUUGGUUUUGGUUAUGCGUUGUUUGUCGUCAGACAGAAGUCUUUCAGUAUUCAUGUGCAAUUUAUUCAUAAAUUGACGUAAACUGUAUGACAUUCGUGUAAAUAAGGUCAAAUUAACUCUAAGUAGUUUUAAAAACUGAUUUUCUUGACUUGGUUGACAGUGACACUUUUUAAUUUGAUCUCUUUAAAAACCUGUUGCUGUUUCAACCCCAACCUUAAGCGGGCUAUCCUUAUAAAUUACCUCUGGAAUGAAAAUUAACUCGUUUGUUCUUUAAAACUUUGAAAAUGACAGAAUUAAAAAUGAAACCCAACAGUGAUUCAAAAAUUAUAGGAUACUGGAUGUCUGAUAAGAAGAGUCAGAAACUGAAAUGGACAGAAUUUGCCAGUGUUUGUAGGAAACACGGCUUCUCAUUAGUCAAGAUUAACCUCGACCUACCGCUAGAGUCUCAGGGACCAUUCGCUGUCAUUGUUCACAAGCUUUCUGACAUCAUUGUUCAAACGUUCCACGGAAAUACUAAGGCGAUGGCAAUGAUAGAAAAUGUCGAGUCUUACAUGAAAAACCACCCCGAAGUGGCAGUAAUUGACCCGUUAAACAACGUCCGUAAGCUGCUUGACAGAUAUGUCGCCUACAGAAUCAUCCACGACUGUAACUUGGAAGAUAUUGGCGUAUUCACACCUGCAUUUGUAGAAUUGACAAGUGACGAUGUCCGCACGAAUAGUCUCAGACUAAAGAGCUCCGGCGUCAAGUAUCCUUUCGUAUGCAAAACUUCUAUUGCCCAAGGGAAGAGCGAUUGUCAUAAGAUGACAGUGAUCUUCAACGAGGCAGGCCUAGUAGACUGCAAGCCUCCCUGUGUAGCCCAGACCUUCAUCAACCACAACGCAGUCCUCUACAAGCUCUACGUGCUGGGGGACGAGUACAGGGUGGUGGAGAGGCCUUCUCUCAAGAACUUCUACCCUUCAGAUCGAGCAAGCAUUUUCUUCAACAGCCACGACGUGUCAAAACCUGAUUCCACAUCCAGUCUUAGUAUCCUAGAUCCAGAUGACUUGGCGGAGAGCAAAACUAGUGUAGCUGUUGACCCAGAGAGGCUGGCAACCAUAACAAAGACUGUUAGAGAGAAACUGGGUAUGGACCUGUUGAGUAUUGACGUGGUGGUGGACAACACAACGGGACGUCAUGCUGUUAUUGACAUCAACGCCUACCCAGGUUACGACGGAUACCCCGACUUUUUUGAAGGUCUGAUGAGGUGCAUACUCAAGCGAAUCACCGACCACGAAGCCGAGUUGGCUAGAGCGAGUUUGUCCCCAAGCGAGACAGGAGACGAAGCGAAGGCAGAUCAGGAUGACUCAGGCUUUGACACAAGCGACUCCAGUGACGAAAAGAAGAGGAAGCAGAGGCUGCGCUGUUCUAUCAAUAGUGGCGGGAGAACCUCGACCAAUCAGGUGAUGAGCAAGAAACACGCAGAGCGGCAACAUUAGCCAACACGAGUGCUACUAGUGCCUACAACCUCCGGUGUAUUGGGGCGGAGACUGAUGGUGUUUAUUUUUGUAAUAGUUCAACGCAAAAAGAAAUUAAAAUUUACAAAUUAAAUUUUGUAACGGUCAAUUUUUUUUAGUCAACUCUAAGGAGAUUUGAAUACUUUUUGGUUGAUGAGUAAAUUAUUACUACGCUACGCUAAAAUGAUGUUAAAAAAAUUUGUUGGGUUUUGUAACAUUUUUGGAACGUUAAUCAGUUUACCACAAUAGGGUGAAAAAAUACUAAAGCUCUCCUUCCUUACUGAUUAAUUAACUAUGAUUCCUUUCUAGGAAAACAAACACAGUCAUUAUAUUUUUGGUUGGUUUAAUCCUAAUUUUUUACUAAUUUAAUUUUUACUUUCACAGACACUUUUAUAAGGCACACAAUUCAUUUUUAAAGGUUCCUUGUCCUUACAAUAAAGGGGACUUACGGUAUGCCAUGCCAAGUAGCGUGCCUCCCAACUACACGGCAAUACAAUUUUUUUUUUUUUUUGAACUGGUUAAUUGUCUAUACUAGUAGCUGUGUGACUUAAGUUGAUAUUUUUAUCAAAGAUGUAUGUUUCCCAAAGGCUGUUGAAGAUCUUUGUUCGUUAAAACUAAUAGUUUUGCUCGGUCCUCAAGAAUUAAAAAAAACUUCUAUCCACUCUUUCCUCUAUAUAGUCACAACAUGAAUGAUGUUUCUUUUUUUCAAAAAUCACUAUUCUUAUUCUAGUGAUUCUUUUUCCUCUGGAAAUAUUUUGUUUGCAAUUUAAUAUACAAUCAAGAUCAAUCUGGUUUGUUUUCCAUCUUCAAACUAACACAUUUGAUGGUCAAUUUACUCAACUACCAACUGAACAAUAGUUUUGGUAAGAUGUGUAUCACUGAGAAGAAGGUAUAGAGGAAAUAUUCAUUGGCACACUUAAGUGGUGUCUAGCACUAGUGUUGGUGUCUAGCACUAGUGUUGGUGUCUAGGACAAAGUCCAACACUGCCCCCCUUGCCAUCAUGUACUACAACGCACUAGGCGGAGGAAGUCCUUGUGCCCUGUGCAAUAUGAAUUUCCACACUGUGCUCACCGCUCGGGCUCUUCCUUGCUGUUACAAGUAUAUUUCCGAUUAGAGCUGAAAGCGUGCGGUUGUCCCAUAAACAAGUCUCCUUUGUACCUUACUUCUCUGUGGUUGUAUAGACUACCAGCAUUUUUACAGAGGCAUUUAUUGUAUACUGGUAAAAACAUGAUCCUACUCAGGUAAUAGUUCUACUAAUUAUCAUAAUUGUAAAUUAUACCUAUUGGUGUCCUACAUACACCAUUUUGAAUGCAUUUAAGUUGUAUCCUGUGUAAGGUGCCUUUUCUUGUAUUACUCUUGGUGAUGCAAACAUAGAAAACGAAUAAAUUAAAUCAGAGAAGAUUUUAGAUACUCACAGAAAAAACAAGUAAUAAUUUGCUGAGACUUGUUGAUGUUUUCUAAUAAUAGUUGAUAAUUCAAUUUAUACUAUUGCGUCACAUUGUUUAGUGAGUAAUUUAAAAAAAUAUAUAAGACUUAAUACAGAAAUCUUCGUAAUCUAAAUUUAACAAUAGGUAAAGAAUAAGGUUUUUUAAACGUGAUAAACUGUUCUUGUAUAUUGAGAUAGUGCUUUCUCAACUAUGCUAAAAAUAAGUAAAAACAGCUUGCCAACCAAAAGCGAUGGAUUCUAAACAGUAACUGAGUUUUCAAAUCAGGUUUUGAAUUUAGAAUGGAGGCUAAAGUAUAAUAGACAUUCUAUUAUAUUUUUAUGGAUUGUGAUUCUGAUUUCCUUGAAGGAAACUAAGCAAAAUGAAAAAUGAAAGGCUCAAGUAGUCAAUUAUAAUUUUGUUAAAACAAAAUUGAAAAGUGUUCAACACUAAUAUAACUAAUAUUUAUUAUUAACUACUGUAUAACUUAUCAUCUUCUAAAUUAUACUACAUAAUGAAGACUUGAUAUGAAAUAAUCGUAAAAGCUGUAACUUUGAUUUAAACUCCGUCCCAAUGUAUUCAUUGUUUUACACCACUACAACAUAUUCACAUUCCAAUAGAUGUGAGAUAUAUUUUUGUAUUCUUUAACCCCUUUAAUGUAAGUUUGUAUCAGUAGCUGCUUUUAUACUUAGGUAAAAUGGUUUGCUGCCUGGUUUAUAAAGUUUUGCAUUAUCAGAUUUUUCAAGGGAAAUCCAUCAAAGUUUUAACAUUCACUAUGGAUAUCGAUAUCGUACAGAAGAUAAGACUUUUUAGAGUUAUGACUUGUAGGCUUAUUGGUUUGUAAAAUGUUUUCAAACACAGAAUUUUUUUGAAAGUGACAAACUAUUUUUUUGGGAUUCAUUGACUUUCCUACUAUUUUCAUCCAAGAACAGCAAUUUACAUGGUAAAAACUGUACUUCAUUUCCUUUAGAUAAACUAUAAAAUCCCUCUAAAAAUAAAAAAUUAUUAGUCUGUGGCCUAAAGGCUCAGAAAAUACAAUAUUUAAAGUACUUCUAUUUUUAUUGUUAUUUUUUUAUUUUUCAGUCUUUAUCUACUUGUUGUGUUCAUUCCCAUAGUCAAAGAAUGUAAAGACCAGAAAUGGUUCUAUGUGAUCUUUAAAGUAUAAUUAAUGCAAAUAAAUUGUUUGCUCAAUUUGAAAGGCAGCAAACCAAAGCUAUGUUAUCGCUAUGUACGACAUGUAAGAUUUAACUUUUUACAAUCUUCUAUAACCGCAAUAAUAUUGUACAAAGUAUAAUUAAGGUUGGUUAAAUUGAAUAUGCUGUUAUUCAAAAUAUAUUAGUCCUAUACAUUCAAUAUAAUUCAUCCAGUAUGAUAGAUAUGCCUUAAUGUGUUAUUUUUACUAAUUCAUUUUUGCUAAAAUGAGUUUUGAGCAUUUGUAACUAUUUUAUAUCUUUUAAUUCGCUUAUUGGUGCCAUUUCAUUCAAUGAAAUAUUCUGGAAUUCUACUGCAGUCAGGUCGACUAAAAAUAUCCUCCUUAAUUUUAUAUGAAAAACUGAGGUGUUCUAUGACAAUUAUCCUCCUUAAUUCGUAUUAUGAUUUUGAUUGGAAAUAUUCUCUAUCAUUUUUGGGUGUUAUAAUGUUGAAUAAUUUAAAGCUAAUUUGCUGUUAAAAUAAUGAAACUGAACGUUCUGUAGCUAACGUGUUUCAUUUUUGUAGAAUAGAGUAAAGAGGGUAAAGUUAGUUUUCGAAGUAACCAUGAAAAGAAUAAAUUGUAAAUAGUUGUUUGUACAUUUUGUUCAUAAAAGUUAUUAUGUUUUUGAGGUACCUGAAUUUUCAUAUCAAUUGUUUCUUGUUUGUAAAUUUUGUUGUUUGGACAACUUAUGGCUUGAUGUUUAUUAUUUUUAAUACUUUGACCAGGUGUUUCAGAAAAAUACCUAAACAAUAAUCAAAAUAAAUUCAGCUCAAAAGUUUGCAAAACUUAGCAUUUUUAAUAUAAACAUUUGUACGCUUGUAUAGUUUUUAUGUUGAAAUCUUACUUUAAGUAAAAUUUUGUUGCAUAUUUUGUCUCAUGCUAGUAUAUUGUUUCAACAAAAGUUUCUUAGGUUCAUUAUUAAAAUGCCAAAUUUCCAUGUAUGAUUAUACUCAAGCUAUGUGUAUUUUCUAUUGUAACUUACACCUUUAGAUAUGAAAACUACGUGGUGUAUUUGUUAAAAGGUAAAUGGACAUAUUUUAAUACAAGAUGUUUACAAUUA
This is a messenger RNA of Macrosteles quadrilineatus (aster leafhopper), 5251 nucleotides long. Its product is annotated as inositol-tetrakisphosphate 1-kinase-like. The record is from RefSeq and is a predicted model, not a curated record. Gene Ontology annotation, biological process: inositol trisphosphate metabolic process. Gene Ontology annotation, molecular function: ATP binding; inositol-1,3,4-trisphosphate 5-kinase activity; inositol-1,3,4-trisphosphate 6-kinase activity. The coding region runs from base 367 to 1557 and encodes 396 amino acids. Lineage: Eukaryota; Metazoa; Arthropoda; Insecta; Hemiptera; Cicadellidae. Gene Ontology annotation, cellular component: cytoplasm. The transcript is spliced from 10 exons.